Messenger RNA from Periconia digitata, 2954 nucleotides. The record is from the annotation of a GenBank genome assembly. Lineage: Eukaryota; Fungi; Ascomycota; Dothideomycetes; Pleosporales; Periconiaceae.
UAACUAGCCACAUAUCCAUCGGGGUGUUUGUGAGAUGGCGAGAUGGCCGUUGCGUUGUCGAACCCCUGAGGCGAUCCGUAGGCGACGUUCCUCCGUCAACAGGUGGAGUUGUUGUUACACAUGUCUGCCGUCCCACAGUUUGCGAGACUAAAAUAGUGUGUCUCUAUCAGUUUGCUCGACUGGGCCGGCGCGAGAUGGAAAAGCCUGGUUCCCGGGGUGUUUUACGGGUGGUAGGGUGCUUUAGGCAAAACGCCCAAUCUGACCUACUCUAUCUGCCCGUGUACUUUACAAAGUCCGUUGCCUGGGUGUCAGCGAGCGCAAGCUGGUCGCGAGGAGUGAUGGUAGAACAGUGAUAUCUUGUCGCUGUCGAAGCAGUUGCCGACUGCCUUUCCAUCAGGUUCUCUGCGAUAUGCAGAGUGAAUGGGGUUUUCUCGGCAAUGUGGUCAGCACGUGAGUUCAUGCAGUUGCAAUGUUCGAUGGGGAGUGGAUCCUCCCAUCGUCAUUCGGGCUCCAACGCAUCCCUGUCAUCAAAACAACAUUGACAGUAUUUGCUCGUGCAACAGCCUGGAGUCAGCCAGGUCCCUAACAUUACACCUGCGGGUAGCCGAACGCCCAGGAUGGCCACUCUAACACCGGGCAGAAGGCUUAAUCCCAUGCGUCCUUCACUUAACAACGCUGCCUCCCAACCCAAUCUGAAUCUGGCCUCCAGUACUGCUUUUGCCCGCAAAGCCUCCCUUAACGCUCUGACAGGCGGACAGCCGACCACUCCAAAGAACAGCAUGGGCGCCGAUGGCCGAGACAUCGAGGUUGGCGACCCCGUCGACGUUCCUGGUGGCAUGAAUGGCGUGGUCAAGUUCGUGGGCAGCGUGCGCGGCAAACCCGGUGUUUUCGCAGGCGUUGAACUGAGCAGGGAGUUUGCUACACGAGGGAAAAACGAUGGAGAUGUCGAAGGUACACGCUAUUUCCAGACUUCAGUCCCUGGAGCUGGUAUCUUUCUUCCUGUACACCGGGCUGUCAAGCGAGGCAGCACGCCCCUCUCGUCUUCCAUGAUGAUGCCUCCCACACCUACCACGCCAUCCUACAGUAGUCACAACAACUUCAGCGCCUCUAGCAGAGAGAGACCAAACUUUAGCCCCGACACACCCUCCAUACCCAAGUUCUCCCAAUCGCUUGGCCCCGGAGCUCGCGCCUCCAGCCCCGUCUUCAAACCCCAACGCCCAUCUUUGCAGCGACCGGAAUCGCCCGUUCGCAAGUCAUCAAACCUUGCACCCACACCCUCCAGAAAUGGCGCUCGCACACCCGCUGGCUUGUCCAAAAGUGCCAUUGGCCCCCCGAGGUUCAAUAGCCCUGGACCCAAAUCAUCUGCGUUCCAGAAGCCCAGGACACCAGGCCCACCCGCGCGCCCUUAUUCGCGCAACAAUUCGCGCCUAGGUUCGCAUGCUACGAUCGACGAAGAUUUGGAGCACACACCCACAAAUGCACGCAUCAGCAAUGAUUCCACGGCAAGCUUCAAAAGUCGAAGACCUGGCUCGAACAAUUCCGAGGACGAAAUACAGCGUCUCACAAAAUUGCUCGAGGAGCGAGACAGACAGCUCAAAGGGCAAGCGACAUCGCUAGCGGAGAUGGAAUCCAGCCUGGCAGAAAUCCAAGACUUGCUCCCAGAAGCCGGCGCAGAUUUCGGUCGACCCAAAAGCAACAGCGACGAACCCAACGAUGUUACGCAGCUACGUGCAUUGCUUCGCGAGAAGACCGAUAAGAUUGCGAUGCUCACAGCCGAGUUUGACAAUCAUCGAGCCGACUUUCGUAGCACGAUUGAUACUUUGGAGCUAGCCAGUACAGAAACGGAGCGGGUGUAUGAGAGAAAAGUGGAAGAAUUACAAGAAGAAUUGAGAGAAUUGCAUUCCAGAAACGCUGAUGUUGAAACAGUGGCAGAUCAAUUGAAACAAUUGGAAGAGCUAGUCCACGAGCUUGAGGAAGGGCUCGAGGAUGCGCGAAGAGGAGAAGCAGAAGCCCGUGGGGAAGUGGAAUUUCUACGAGGCGAAGUCGAACGGGGAAGGUCUGAGUUGCGACAGGAACGCGAAAAGGCGGCGGCUGCGUUGAAAGACGCGGGUGCGAUGAUGGACCGACCCUCGACUUCAGGAGCAAAAGAAGUAGAGCAACGAGACGACGAGAUCCGAGGCUUGAAGGCUAUAAUCCAUUCAUUGAGUUCCGGGCCUGCUGAAGAACAUGGACGUUCGCCACUUUCCCGCCAGGGGUCUACUGUCAACGCGGAAGAGCUCCGAAGCGCACAAGCCAACACCGAGCGACUCGAGCGCGAGAAGAAAGAUUUACAGGGGCUCGUCGAGCGAAAGGCCUUCCGAGAAGAAGAGCUAGAACGUGAGAUUGAAAAGCUGAAAACCCAGCUUCACGGUGCUGUACAACGUGAAAGUGUCAUUAGUAAUGGCAUGUCUGAGCAUACUGCUGUUCAAGAGAAGAGGUCAUCGGGCAGGGACUCCAAAGGAACCAUCAAGAGUUGGAGAGAGGCAUCGCAGACCGCUCCACGGGAACCCGUGCCAGCGCUUGCCACGAUGGCGGAGUCUGAUGCUCCUUCUUCUCCAGAUGGCAGCACUCUUUGGUGUGAAAUUUGUGAAACCGGAGGUCACGACAUCCUCAACUGUUCUGCCAUGGGUGCUGAGGCACCUUCGAAAGAUCACAGCGCCGGCAGGAGUGGAAAAGACGUGGUGAUUGAGGGUCUCCGGGGUCUCUCUCUAUCCUCCGAUCGAUCUCGCCCAUCAGCUGUCACUCCGACGAAGUCAGCCGGCAAUGCACCGACCGCACCUCUUCCGCCACCCGCAUUCGACGCCUCACUGGUGCCGCCAAAAGGAACCUCAGUUCCAGAUCCAGAUAAAUGGUGCGCUCUGUGCGAAAGCGAGGGCCAUGAUGUAACACAGUGUCCUUCCGAUGAUCCCUUUUAA